AUUAAGUAUUUAAAAAAAUAUUCAAACAAAAAAUCGCAAAUUAAAAAAUGCAAGCUUUGCAAAAACUCUCACAAGUUGGGAAAAUGUAUAUUUCUGUUAAAUUGCAGAGAAUAAAUUGGUAUUUAACAUGAACGCAAACAUUGUGCGAAUAUGUUUCAUUCAUUCAUAGUUCAGACUAGAGAAGCCAUCAAAGAUGGUCACUAUUUUUAGAGUUCUGUGGGAGGGUCCCAUUCUAUAAGUAGUUCCACGCACCAGAAGACAAGAGACAUGCCGAGCAAUAAAUCCACGUGAACAAGCGGCUCAAGGUGGUGCUCCCCAAACACUCUGUCUAUGCCAAUUUCUCAAAAUAAGAUAUUGCCAUCGACAGUUCCGUUUGGGUGUUCCAAUAAAAAAGAUAUCUUAUCUGAACGCUGCUAAAAGAUCUUAAAAUCUUGAAAUGUAUAAAAGCUCACUUAGAUGGAUUAUCUGCUUUGUUUUUCUCUCCAUGGUGAUGGCAUUGGAGGAGGAAACCGACAAAGGACUGUUAAACAUCACCAGCAAUCUGUCAGAUACUGAAACGGCUCCGAAAUUACCCAGUGAAGUGCAAAAAGCUGUCUGCACUGUGACUGCGGGGGAGGUGAAAGCAUCUGCCGAGGCUGUCACCACAAAAACACUGAAAGGAGUGUGUGGAUCAGAUGAAAUGAAUAUGGCCUUCCGGAAUCUGGAGAGCAGGCUUUUCGAAGAGCUCCGCGUUAUGAAGCUGAUUUUGGUGCAUUUAGCAAAGUCAAGUGGUGUGAAAGUCAACACAGCCAUUCCAACACCUUUACCAACUCCACCUCCACCCCCAUCUAUCAAAUCAGUAAAUCCAUCUCCUUUGCCAUUCUUCAAGCCAAUAGAAACACCCAAAAAGAUAUCCAAUUUAACUAAUUUUAAGCCAGAGGAAAAUGAAGUUGCUUCUGACUUUGGAGCUAAGAAGACACCCACUCUUAAGGACCUGGAGGCAAACGGUAACUCAGAUUUGGUAACUCGGGAUAACGAAGUUGAUAAGUUUAAUAACACCGUACUGGCCGAUCAGGAUGUAAAGUUAUUCACUUAUUACUGGAAGUUGGAAAACGUUACGGAACUUAUUCAAGCUCCUCAGCUGGCCACAGUCAGUAGCCCAAUAUUUAGCUAUAAAGGCAAAUCACUGCAACUGAAAUGCACCUUCCAUCACAUGAAUCGCGAUUUGCUUAACCUGCAACUAGGAUACGGAAUUUUUAAUCCGCAAUCAAAACCCGGCCAAAGCAACAACAUCUUGUUAGAAAUGGAUGGAAUCUUUCAAAAUACCAAAUGGACCGAAGAUGUGCCUCUAAAACAUAAAAUAUCUAUACUGGAUCAGAAUCAAAGCCAUCGAAGGUCGCUGGAUCUCAGCUCGCAGGCACUGAACAAGCUGGACAUGGGCUUUUCCAUCCCGAACAGCGUGCUUUUAGGUAGUUCUUAUAUCAAGCAGAACGCUUUGUUGAUUCAGAUUCUUUUAUAUUUGUGAACGACGGAACCACGGUUGUUUUCGAUUGGGCAAUUAAAACAAACAGAGACCAAAACCAUGUGCUAUUUAAAAAAGAUUUCCAUAUCCUGAAUCCACUUUACA
Drosophila eugracilis is the source of this 1606-nucleotide messenger RNA. RefSeq lists its product as uncharacterized. The transcript has 3 exons. Bases 437 to 1504 code for a protein of 355 amino acids. NCBI's taxonomy places the organism in Eukaryota, Metazoa, Arthropoda, Insecta, Diptera, Drosophilidae. The record is from RefSeq and is a predicted model, not a curated record.